AUGCGAGCGCGACAUAUUUUCAACCCGAUCUCCCCGGUUUUCCGGCGGUUUCAGGGAUUAUGCGCAGUUGUCGUCUACCUGGUUGCCCUGAUUGGGCUUCCUGUUCCCCAAUCGACUCAUGCGGCCAGCGAGGGUGCGUACCCUUGCCAACAUGGCCGCUGCGGAUGUGCUACGGCCGAACAAUGCUGGCGUAGUUGCUGCUGCCACACGCUCGAACAACGCGUAGUGUGGGCCCGGGAGCAUGGUGUCACUCCGCCGGACUUCGUUCUGAAGCAACUCGCUGAAAAAGAGGCCAUCGCAGAUGAAUCCCAUCACGGAAACUGCUGCGAAAGCUCUUCCGAUGCCCCUGCGGCCAGCGAAUUGUGUCACUCCACCGACUCUGCUCUUGCUACGGCGGCCGCUAAAGCCCACCAAGAAUCCUGCUGCAGCGAUACGGAAAACGGUUCUUCGUCCGAGCAGCCUGCCGCUCCCGCAACCCCGUGGGUUUCAUUGAUCGAUGCGGCGAAAUGCCAGGGGCUUCAAUCGUUUUGGCUCGCACUGGGGGCGGUGAUUACGCCGCCAGCCACGGUCGACUACGUUCGCGAACUCGCUCCUGCCGGCUUCGUUCCGCCGGCCCUGCAAAUGCGAUACGAAGUGCCGGCGAUUGCUCGUCGUGACCCCAUCGUGUUCUGGUUCACGGUUUGCGAUUCCCAGUACGCCAAUAGGUCCGAGGACGACAGAAUGGCAACCCGAGCUGCAUUUUCGCUGGUUGAAUUGCUGGUUGUCGUUGCAAUCAUCGGCAUUCUCGUGGGCAUAACGGUUCCGGCUGUGAUCUACGCACGAGAGGCCGCCAGGGCAACGCAAUGUGCAAACAACUUGCAUCAGAUCGGUCUCGGAAUCGAGCAGUUCACAAUGAACAACCAAGGCUCUUUCCCACGGACUCACCAUGAGGGCGAGAAAGAAUCUUGGGUCUACACGCUCGCGCCCUACACCGAGGAUGUCGAUUCGCUACGGAUUUGCCCAGAUGACCUCGAAGGUGAUAAGCGUCUGGAGAACAAGGGUACCAGUUAUGUACUCAACUCGUACAUUUCUCUACCUGGCCCCGACUCUCGCCUGAAAAUCAACUUCCUUAAGGCGACAUCGCAGACGAUUACCGUGUUCGAAGGGUCGGACUUGAGAGAUCCUACAUCCUUCUAUUUCGAACACUGCCAUCCGGGUAACUGGUUCACACCGCACCGAAUUGAACAGAAGCAAGUCUGGCUGUGGCUCAUUCAGGAGAUCCAACCCGAUCGCCAUUGGAGCAGCCACAAGAUUGACUAUUCCGCGGGUGUUUCGCACUACCUGUUUGCUGACGGACACGUCGAGACCAUCGACGCGACGCGUAUCAAAGGAUUCGCUGACGCAGGCAAGAACUUUGCGCAACCUGACAGCCCACACUUCUACGAGUAA
Messenger RNA from Cladocopium goreaui, 1428 nucleotides. The record is from the annotation of a GenBank genome assembly. Lineage: Eukaryota; Dinophyceae; Suessiales; Symbiodiniaceae.